Molecule: messenger RNA, 1236 nt
Organism: Fraxinus pennsylvanica
Lineage: Eukaryota; Viridiplantae; Streptophyta; Magnoliopsida; Lamiales; Oleaceae
Source: the annotation of a GenBank genome assembly
AUGGCGCGUAUGUCCGUAUUUCACCACGCGUGCACGGUGCCUCUAGCGCGUGCCAUCCAUGCCCGUGCUAUGUCAGUUGCCUGCAGCGGCACCGCCACUGUCACAGCGCCUUCUCUCAACAAGAAGAAGGAAGAUCCUCAGGUGCUCCUCGGCAUGUCCGAGCAAGACCUUCAACAACUCGCCCUCGACUUCGGUCAGCAAAGUUAUAGGGGGAAGCAAUUGCAUCAUCUGCUGUACAAGAGGAAGGUGAAAGAAAUUCAGGAUUUUAGUCACUUGCCAUUGGCAUUUCGGAAUGAACUGCAGGACGCGGGAUGGAGGGUUGGGCGGUCAUCCGUUCAUAAGGCAGUCACUGCAGCUGAUGGUACAGUUAAGUUACUUGUAAAGCUUGAGGACAAUAGGUUGGUCGAAACUGUCGGCAUACCUGUUAAAGAUGAUAAAGGUUCUGUUCGUCUAACUGCUUGUGUCUCAUCACAGGUGGGAUGCCCACUGCGUUGUUCGUUUUGUGCCACCGGCAAGGGGGGUUUCUCAAGGAAUCUUAAAAAGCAUGAAAUUGUCGAGCAGGUUUUGGCAAUUGAAGAACUUUUCAAACAGAGAGUAACAAAUGUGGUGUUUAUGGGAAUGGGAGAGCCAAUGUUGAACAUGAAAGAAGUACUUGAAGCACAUCGUUGCUUGAAUAAGGAUAUUCAAAUUGGACAAAGGAUGAUAACAAUUUCGACAGUUGGAGUUCCGAACACUAUAAAAAAGCUGGCUUCUUACAAACUUCAAUCUACAUUGGCUAUCAGCUUACAUGCUCCGAAUCAGAAACUCCGGGAAAAAAUUGUGCCAAGUGCAAAGUCCUACCCUUUGGAUGCAAUCAUGAAGGACUGCAGGGACUACUUCCAUGAAACCAGUCGACGAGUAUCCUUUGAGUACACACUUUUAGCUGGAGUCAAUGAUGCAGUAGAGCAUGCAAAAGAACUUGCAGAGCUUCUUCUUAAAUGGGGCCCUGGUUAUCAUGUAAACCUGAUACCCUACAAUCCAAUAGAAGGUUCAGAGUACAAGCGUCCAUAUAAGAAAUCAGUUCUUGCAUUUUCGACUGCUCUGGAGUCUCGUAAAAUAACUGUCAGUGUACGUCAAACCCGGGGACUAGAUGCAAGUGCAGCGUGUGGGCAGUUGAGGAACGAGUUCCAAAAGACCCCAUUGCUUUCAGGUGCCGAAGACCAGCAAUCUCAAUCAGAACUACUAGUAGUUGCAUGA